This is a messenger RNA of Fusarium odoratissimum NRRL 54006, 612 nucleotides long. RefSeq lists its product as uncharacterized. Bases 1 to 612 code for a protein of 203 amino acids. The record is from RefSeq and is a predicted model, not a curated record. NCBI's taxonomy places the organism in Eukaryota, Fungi, Ascomycota, Sordariomycetes, Hypocreales, Nectriaceae. The transcript has a single exon.
AUGCCUCAUCCCCGGAUCCCGGGCUUCGCUGCUCUUAAGCGGGCCAACAAACUUAACGACCAAGAGGCCCGACCGGAGAUACAAGAGAAAGGCAUUAGCCUGGUUGAAAGCCUGAGCCUCCGAGGCGUUACCACAGAGAAGACAUCUGGCUUGAGAAUUGUCAACAAUUCUCCUGGAGGUGGACGCCAGGAGAAUGUUGUGGCCAAGGUUCCCGGCCUGGAGGGCACCUAUGCUGCCGUAAUCGACAACCAAGACAGCCUCCUGGAGGCAUACAGGAUGAUUACCCGGGGACGACUGAGUGUGAUAUUUGCUGUGCCCCCGAACGGCUCGGGGGCCAGCAUGACCACCGCGGAAAUCCCCUGGAGUGUGCUUAAAGCCUCAGAGGAAGCUGCCCCUUCACAGACGGAGGAGAAGGAGAAAGACGACGAAGAGGACUCUGCGACAAUUGUUGCAGAUGACGAGACAGUCAUCGGCGGCGACGAGAGCACCGGAAAGGUUGCGAAGAAGGCAAAAAACGAGGCCUCUCCCCAGACAACUACCGCCAACCAUGACAACCAGCCAGAGAACGACGCGGAUGUUCCCUAUCCAGACUUGGCUGGUCUAGUUAUCUGA